CCAUGAAAACAGCGCGGAGGUAGAAGGAGAGCGAGAUAAACUGGUUUUUAUGUCUGGGUGACACGUCCCCUUUAACGGAAUGGAAUUACAAAUGGUGGUCGUGGGCACAAAGCCGAUGCAAACCAAAGAGCUUUCUGAGAGUGUUACACCUAAUUGUAUUGGCAUAUCUAAACAGAAAGUAGUACAGUAGUCUAAAGUAAUGUGUGAAGCAAAGUUGCCUGUGCUAAAAAGAGAGUUACCAGUACCAAAAAGUCUGUCCAAGCUUGAAAAAAUGAGAAAUCACUAUCAAGAGAAGGUCCAUAGAGAAAAAGAGGAGAAGAUACUGACACUAUUCGCAAAGCAGCAAGAGUAUGCUACGCAGAAGGUUCAUGGAUCCUCCCUACGCACUUCAGAGCUGCGUCGUAAUGCCAGCAGCAACGAACGAAGGAAUAUUAAUGGCCAUCACUAUCCUCCUAGCUUGCACACAGCUCCAUUGCCAAUGGAAGAAAAAAACUGGGCCUCAAAUUGGAUUGUUUCCAAACGGAGUGCUGGAGUGGAUAGAGCACACCCUCUGAAACCUGUGUUUCACCACAAGAACCAAGGGAGUGUCAAAACAGAAACAAAUAUUUACCGCUCACAGUCUGCUCAUUCUGUAGGAAUCAAACUGGACAUUCCACACCCAGAAGAACAUUUACGUUUGAAAUCAGGGCCCAGUAGACCAGAAAUAUGGUUCCAACUGCAGAAGACAGAGCUGAGUUUGGAAGAAGAAAUCUACCGAAAGAAAGUUUUAUUGAAAGAAAAAUUGCGUCGAACGGAAGAAGAAUUACGCAGGAUUCAGAGAGAAAAGGAGGCAGCUGAGCUAGAGGAUACAUCAUUUAGAGGAAUCUCAGAAGGAAAUAGAACAAUGGGCAAAUCUGAUGAAGGAGUUGGGAAUUUGCACAACCUUGCUUUUACGUUGAAGGCAAAAGGGAAAUCCAAUAAACAUUUUAGAAAUCAAAGUUUAACUUAUCAAACAACAGACCCUCAAACAAUUAAACCGGUUUCAAACAAUGUGACAGAGCGAGAACAGCCUAUUCACAGAGGUGGAACAGAGAGAGAACAGCCAAUUCACAGAGGUGGAAAUGCUAGAGAACAGCCAAUUCACAGAGGUGGAAAUGCUAGAGAACAGCCAAUUCACAGAGGUGGAAAUGCUAGAGAACAGCCAAUUCACAGAGGUGGAAAUGCUAGAGAACAGCCUAUUCACAAAGGUGGAAAUGCUAGAGAACAGCCUAUUCACAGAGGUGAAACUGCGAGAGAACAGCCUAUUCACAGAGGUGGAACAGAGAGAGAACAGCCUAUUCACAGAGGUGGAACAGAGAGAGAACAGCCUAUUCACAGAGGUGGAACAGAGAGAGAACAUCUUUCUCACAGAGGUGGAACAGAGAGAGAACAUCCUACUCACAGAGGUGGAACAGAGAGAGAACAUCCUACUCACAGAGAUGGAAGCCCAGAAUUUGCAGCUUAUUUCAAAGAAGAAGAGAAAAACCAAAUACUCAAGGAUGUGCCUAACAAUGAUGCACCAGAACUAGCAGCAACAGAGCUGGUCCCCUGUAGCUUGUGUGGACGUCAAUUUCUAGCACAUCGUCUGGAGAAGCAUACUCAAGUUUGUCAAAAGAUGCAACAAUCCAAUCGAAAAGUAUUUGACUCAUCUAAAGCACGAGCUAAAGGAACAGAUCUUGAGCAAUACUUGCAAACUAAAGGACGAACUCAGCAGAAUGCUCCCAAGAUACAGAACAAUGCAUGGAAGCAUAAACAUGAGUCUUUUCAGCAAACAAUUCGUCAUGCUCGUGCAGUGCAGCAGAUUAUAGCCCGGGGGGGAAAGUUAUCUGAUCUGCCUCCCCCUCCAGUUGAGGAAAACCCAGAUUAUGUGACUUGCCCUCACUGCAAUCGUCGGUUUGCCCCACGAGUAGCAGAAAGGCACAUCCCUAAAUGUGAGAAUAUUAAAAGCAAACCACGGCCGUUACCUCCUCGUAGACGCUAAAGAUGAGUGGACUGCAAGUAAAGAAUAUGUUUGUGCUUUUUGUAAAAUCAAGAUGUCUCUCUACCUUUUUGUAAAACUUACUUGUAUGCCUUUUAUAAACAUUAGUGAAGGA
Molecule: messenger RNA, 2111 nt
Organism: Xenopus laevis (African clawed frog)
Lineage: Eukaryota; Metazoa; Chordata; Amphibia; Anura; Pipidae
Gene: zc2hc1c.S
Product: zinc finger, C2HC-type containing 1C S homeolog
Exons: 4
Coding region: 200-1999 (599 amino acids)
Source: RefSeq, a predicted model, not a curated record